Marchantia polymorpha subsp. ruderalis is the source of this 1212-nucleotide messenger RNA. The record is from the annotation of a GenBank genome assembly. NCBI's taxonomy places the organism in Eukaryota, Viridiplantae, Streptophyta, Marchantiopsida, Marchantiales, Marchantiaceae.
AUGACUUCAACUGUGGUCCCGAUACUCUUCAUCCAAAUUCUCCUUUCAAUUGUCGUGACAACCACUCUAGCAGGUCCCAUCACCAUCACCAGGGAAACGUUUAGAACUUGUCGCCCGGGAACUUGGGGGGGAAUUCCAUCUGAUUGCUGCCCUCCCAAGCUCAUAAAAGGACCGAUUGUUGAUUUCUGCCCGACAUUCGAUGCUUCUAAACCUUUGAGGGUCAGGAAGGCCUUACAAUGUCUCAGCGGCCAUGAGCUGGAGACCUAUACGAGGAAGUUGGAGAGAGGAUACGCUCUGAUGCGCGCUCUUCCAGACAGUGAUCCGCGCUCUUUCAAAAGGCAGAACGCGAUUCAUUGUGCCUACGGGACGGGCUCCUUCGUCCAGGAUGGCUCCACCAACCUCACCAUCGACAUUCACUUGAAUUGGCUCUUCCUGCCCUGGCACCGCAUGUUCGUGUACUUUCACGAGAGGAUUUUGCAGAAGUUGCUCGGAGAUCCCGAAUUCAGUCUUCAUUUCUGGAAUUUCGACAACAGCGUCACAGCGACGCCAAGGCAUGGAUCCCACGGCUGCUACAAGGCUGGUCAUUUCAUGCCUCCGAUAUACAGCGAUCCAUCGAAAGCAACAUUUGAACCAAAUCGCUCAUCCAAGGCCUUCGAGCCCAAUAGGCCCGUGGACCUGUCGCUCGACCUCUCGCAAAGAGUUCCACUUUCAGCGCCCAUCCCUCCGUUCCCCAACCGUACCCUCGAGGAACAAACGCGCAGGAACAGAGAAGUCAUGCACAGGUCGGUGAUCACGCUCGGAAACACCACCAGCUUCAUCGGGAAGCCAUACAGAGUCGGAGACACGCGAGUCAUUAUUCCAGCGACAGGAGCAGGUACCAUCGAAAGAUGGCCCCACAAUACGCUGCACGUCUGGAUCGGAGGAUGGAUGCUGCAGCCCAUCACUGCGCCAAUCGACCCAAUCUUUUACCCUUUCCAUGCGAACAUGGAGCGACUCUGGAGCGUCUGGCGCAAGUUGGGCUACGGCCAUGACGAUCCGACUGACCCAGACUGGCUCGAUGCAACAUUUCUCUUCUGGGAUGAGAAUGCAGUGAUGAGGAGAGUCAAAGUGAGGGACUUUCUGGAUUUGAAUGCCCUCGGGUACAGAUAUGAGGAAGUGAAUGACGCGAGUUGGAUCUUCUUCGACAACUCCACGAGCUCAAGUGCUCCUUAA